Messenger RNA from Schistosoma bovis, 486 nucleotides. Lineage: Eukaryota; Metazoa; Platyhelminthes; Trematoda; Strigeidida; Schistosomatidae. The record is from the annotation of a GenBank genome assembly.
AUGAGAUUAUCCUUCGUAAUUUGUAUUACAGUGUAUUCUGUAAUCGGUAUCAUUUCAGUGACGAAGAUUGAUGCACAGACGACUACUACUAAAAAACCACCUGCCCCAUCAGAAUGGAGUGAAUGGGAAACCGAGUUUGAAUACGAAGCAGAAAGAGAGAAAAGCAAAAGAAAAUCAUCAACUGAAGAACCAGAAGAAGAAAUCACGAAAAAAGGAGGCAAAACUGAUCCGAAAACGAAAACAGAAAUUGAGACCAUAGAAGAAAUUACGAAGAGAGGUGGAAGAGGUCCGAGGACGAGAACUGAAAUAGAGACGAUUGAAGAAAUCGAGAAGAAGAAAGGUGGAACAAUCCCAAAAAAGACAGUAGAAAUAGAAACAAUAGAAGAGACUAAGAAAAGAGAUGGUGGAACAGUCCCGAGAAAGACAAUAGAAAUAGGUAGUAACCUAUCAAUUGGUAAAAUUUUUGAAGCUUAUUAUGUUCAUUAA